Gymnogyps californianus (California condor) is the source of this 1861-nucleotide messenger RNA. RefSeq names its product calcium/calmodulin dependent protein kinase II gamma (gene CAMK2G). The record is from RefSeq and is a predicted model, not a curated record. Gene Ontology annotation, molecular function: calmodulin binding; calcium/calmodulin-dependent protein kinase activity; ATP binding. Gene Ontology annotation, biological process: protein phosphorylation. Gene Ontology annotation, cellular component: cytoplasm; neuron projection. Lineage: Eukaryota; Metazoa; Chordata; Aves; Accipitriformes; Cathartidae. The transcript has 22 exons. The coding region runs from base 88 to 1782 and encodes 564 amino acids.
GAGGCCGCCGAGCAAGCGCGCCCGCCCGGCCCGUCCCGGCCGCCCUGCCCCAUGCCCCAGCGGCGCUGAGCCUCCCGCAGCCCGAACAUGGCCACCACGGCAACGUGCACCCGCUUCACCGACGAGUACCAGCUCUACGAGGAGCUUGGCAAGGGAGCCUUCUCUGUGGUCCGCAGAUGCGUAAAGAAAAGUUCGUCACAGGAAUAUGCUGCAAAAAUCAUCAACACCAAAAAACUGUCAGCCAGAGAUCACCAGAAACUGGAACGUGAAGCUCGAAUCUGCCGACUUCUAAAGCAUCCAAAUAUUGUGCGGCUCCAUGACAGUAUUUCAGAAGAAGGUUUCCAUUACCUCGUCUUUGAUCUGGUUACUGGUGGGGAGCUCUUUGAGGAUAUUGUUGCCAGAGAAUACUACAGUGAAGCAGAUGCCAGCCACUGUAUUCAUCAGAUACUGGAGAGUGUGAAUCACAUUCACCAGCAUGAUAUCGUGCACAGGGACUUGAAGCCUGAGAAUUUACUACUGGCAAGUAAAUGUAAGGGUGCUGCUGUCAAACUGGCUGACUUCGGACUGGCUAUAGAAGUCCAGGGAGAGCAGCAGGCCUGGUUUGGGUUUGCUGGCACUCCAGGCUACCUCUCCCCUGAAGUCUUAAGAAAAGAUCCUUAUGGAAAACCAGUGGAUAUAUGGGCAUGUGGAGUGAUUCUGUACAUAUUACUAGUGGGGUACCCUCCCUUUUGGGAUGAAGAUCAGCACAAACUCUAUCAGCAGAUCAAAGCCGGAGCCUAUGACUUCCCAUCACCUGAGUGGGACACUGUGACUCCUGAAGCAAAGAAUUUGAUCAACCAGAUGCUGACGAUAAACCCAGCAAAGCGCAUCACAGCUGACCAGGCUCUCAAACAUCCAUGGGUCUGCCAACGAUCCACUGUCGCUUCGAUGAUGCACAGGCAGGAGACUGUGGAAUGCUUGAGAAAGUUCAAUGCUAGAAGGAAGCUAAAGGGUGCAAUCCUCACGACGAUGCUUGUGUCUCGGAAUUUUUCAGCUGCCAAAAGCCUACUGAACAAGAAGUCAGACGGAGUGAAGAAAAGGAAGUCGAGCUCCAGUGUGCAUUUGAUGAGCAACAACAAAACCAGUAUAGUAAGCACUGCAAAAGAAACACCCCCAGUGCAGACGUCCAUGGAGCCUCAAACAACUGUUGUCCAUAAUGCUACAGAUGGCAUAAAGGGUUCCACAGAGAGCUGUAACACCACGACCGAAGAUGAGGAUCUGAAAGCUCCCCCUCUCUCCACCGGGGACGGCAGCUCAGUGCUUGAAGGACGGAGGCACAGUGAGAGCAAAACACAGACUGAGUCCAUGCAGUCCCAGCUUUCUCUCUGUUUCUCAGCCAUGCGUAAGCAAGAGAUCAUUAAGAUAACAGAGCAGCUCAUAGAAGCCAUCAACAAUGGAGACUUUGAGGCUUAUACAAAAAUCUGUGAUCCUGGCUUGACCUCAUUUGAACCUGAAGCACUGGGGAACCUGGUUGAAGGAAUGGAUUUCCAUAAGUUUUACUUUGAGAACUUACUGUCGAAGAACAGCAAGCCAAUACACACCACCAUCCUGAACCCUCACGUCCAUGUCAUUGGUGAGGAUGCUGCCUGCAUCGCGUACAUCCGCCUGACACAGUACAUCGACGGCCAAGGCCGGCCCCGCACCACGCAGUCUGAAGAGACCCGCGUCUGGCACCGCCGAGAUGGCAAGUGGCUGAAUGUCCACUACCAUUGCUCUGGAGCUCCUGCAGCACCUCUCCAGUGAGGAUCAAAUACGGCAACUUGUGGAGAUACUCAGCUGGAGGGCAAUAUCUUCUUAGCAAGCAGCUCUGGAGUGCCUGAGU